This is a messenger RNA of Vespa crabro (European hornet), 8683 nucleotides long. RefSeq names its product menin (gene Mnn1). The coding region runs from base 141 to 1997 and encodes 618 amino acids. Gene Ontology annotation, biological process: negative regulation of cell population proliferation; negative regulation of cell cycle; regulation of transcription by RNA polymerase II. Gene Ontology annotation, cellular component: histone methyltransferase complex; nucleus; chromatin. Gene Ontology annotation, molecular function: transcription cis-regulatory region binding; chromatin binding; Y-form DNA binding. Lineage: Eukaryota; Metazoa; Arthropoda; Insecta; Hymenoptera; Vespidae. The record is from RefSeq and is a predicted model, not a curated record. The transcript has 5 exons.
UUUCUUGAAGAAACAGUGGAAACACUCCUAGUGGCGGCGCGCCGCCAGAAUAUAGUGUUGCGGUUUUUCUCGUACGGAAAUGUGAAAAUUUUCGUACUACAACAAGAAAAUCAAAGGCGAUUAGCGUGUGCCGUUGGUCGAUGGUAAAAGGGAUCAGAAGGCCUGCCAGUUACGACAUGGCGGGUUUUCGAGAAGAGGAUAAAGCACUCUUCCCGAUCCAGAGCAUCUCUUCGAUCGUUCAGAUCUUCCAAAAUCAACUGGAAAAUAACUCGGAGCCGGACCUCGCGCUACUUUCGAUUCUCGUCGGAGCUGUUGAGAAUUCCCUAACCUGUAACCGGACAUUUACGUCGCAGGAAAGCACUGUUUACGACGAGCCUAAAUUGCCGGCCGUCGAGUAUCAUAUAGCCGAAGCAUUAUAUACUAAAUUCCACGCUGUUAUUAAAGGAGCUGUCGAUCUCACGGUUUACGACACUAAAUACGCUACGCGUGAGCUUAUCAAAAAAGUCUCCGAUGUUAUAUGGAACUCACUAACGAGAAGCUAUUACAAGGAUCGAGCUCAUCUACAGAGCCUCUACAGUUAUCUUACCGCAAAUAAAUUGGAUUGUUUUGGAGUUGCUUAUGCAGUAGUCGCUGGUUGUCAAGUGUUAGGGUUUAAAGAUGUGCAUCUUGCUAUGUCAGAGGACCACGCAUGGGUCGUAUACGGAGAGCAUGGUUCUGAAACUGCAGAGGUUACAUGGCACGGGAAGGGAAAUGAGGAUAAACGUGGGCAACCCGUUGAACCUGGUGUAGCUUCUCGAUCGUGGUUGUAUGUAAAUGGUCAGGCAGUUGUAUGUUCUCGUGCUAUGGAAGUUGCCACAAUAGUAUCUGCUAUAAAUCCUAGUCUGAGCGCGACAGCAGAUGCGGCCGAAGUAGCGUUACUUCAACAAGAAUUACUAUGGUUACUCUAUGAUUUGGGUCAUCUUGCCAAAUAUCCUAUGGCGCUUGGUAAUUUGGGUGAUUUAGAAGAAGCUGCGCCAACACCAGGAAGACCUCCUGCAAUAGAUUUGUUUCAGGAAGCCGUAAGAUGUGCAAGGAAGUAUUAUGGAAAUGCGCACGUUUAUCCAUAUACUUAUCAAGGUGGAUAUCUUUAUAGACAUGGAUUACAUGCUAAUGCUUUAGCGUCUUGGUCAGAUGCUGCAGAUGUAUUGAGAAAAUACGAUUAUUCGCGGGAUGAUGGAGAAAUAUAUAAGGAAUUAUUGGAAAUUGCUAAUGAAUUAAUACCGCACACGGUAAGGGCCGACGAACGACUGUUACGACAGCCACGGUGCUUCGUGUAUCUUCUAAGAUUUUACGACAGUAUUUGUCAAUGGGAAGAAGGGGCAAAUACUCCUGUUCUGCACAUAGGUUGGGCACGACCGUUAGUGAAUACAAUCUCUAAAUUCGAUGCUUCGAUCCGUGCUCAGGUUGUCAUCGAAUGUUACGAUAUGGAGACGAAGCAAGAGGAAGAAAAGAUGCAAAAGAGAGAAACGAGUCCCGAGGAGACUCUUAACAAUAAUAAUAAUAAUUAUUGUAAAACGAAGGAAAGAGGCAAUGCCGCACGCGAUUUAAUCAAAAGUUUGGAGUCUAAAGUACCGGCUAAUCCAGCACCGAUGCAUCCCAGUAUUCAAGCGUUAACAGCUGCCUGCAGUGAAAAAAUCCUCAACAGGGAUUAUUUGCUACAAGGUGGUGGUGAGCCAUUUGUCGCUCCUCCUGAGGACACCUUACCUCCAGCACCAUCAACUUCCCAGGAAAGUCUAGAUCCCGAGGAGGAGGUCGAUUCUGAAAAUGAAAGGCCAAGAAUAACUUUGUACAGUCAAAAAAUGAAGGGUCUGAAGGAUCUCCUCCUAGCUGAGAAAUUAAACACGCAUGCUAUUUCGUUGCAAUUAACCGCACAAAGUCAGGUACAAAUAGGUAAGAAGUCACGCGGUAGCGACGAGGUAGGAGUCAAUCAGCGUCCGAAGAGGACGCGACGCGAAUAGUAUAAAAUCUUUGACCACCGUUUUGGUCUAGUUAAGUAUUGAAACAUGUUAACCCGUUCUAUAUCUCGUCUUUUACGAACGACGAGGAGUAACGGGAAACGUGAUUAAAGAUACACAACGGUGGUCUGUACUUGCCGUCGAAAUGAAAGAAAAGAAAGAAAGAUAGAAAGAAAGAAAAAAAAAAAAAGAAACACAAAUCAGAAGGAAAAAAGGAAAAGUCUUCGCUCUUAUAGUUUCCUUGUGUUUUUUCGAAGUGAAUUCUCUGAGUUGAUUAUUUUUCGAAAGAGAAAAAUCGUGAUGAAUUUCGUGCUGCUUGAUUUUACAUUCUCUCAUUUAAAGCCGAGUUGAUGAGAACUUUGUCGUUUUAGAGAUAGGUAUAGUAGAUAUGAACAAAAUUUAUAGAAAAGUACAAAAAAGUUCUCCCCCAUCCCACCCUCUUAUUUAAGUUAAAUACCGAUAAUUGCGAGUACUUGAGUUUUCGUGUCUUCGUGAAAAGAAAAGAAAGAGAUAAAAAUGAAGGUAUUUUACACGCCUUAGACGUGUGUAUUCUUUCAUUCUUCCACGGUGUUAAAAAAAAAAAAAAAAAGAAAAAAGAAAAAAAAACAAACAAACAACAAAAAGAAGAAAAAAGAAGAUAUCUUUCCUUAUCGUACGUUGGAGAAAAAAAAUGAAUCGAAUAUCGUACCUAAUUCUAUUAUUAUAGGACACUCAGAUUUUUUCCUUCAGUACGAUUAUUUAUUCUAUUAACGACAUAAUAACGAUUUAUCGAGGCGCGAAUCGAUCGAUAUUCGGUAUUCGUCGUUUUUCACAUGUCUAACUUUCUUGUUGCACUAUUAUUUAUUGAUUCACGUUUUUUCUAUUGAAGCUAUUGCACUAUGAAUGAUUACAAUUGACAAGUUGUCGUUAAUGUUUUUUAAAUAGUAGUUGAAACUUUUGUUAGAAUUACGCUUCUAUGGUCUAGUAAGAAAAACCACACAUUCCACUCUGUACGUGGUGCAAACUAAUUAAGUUUUACCUAAGGUAUUUUAAGCAUAAAAUGUUCGCUUAUUUUUAUAACUAUUUAUUUUCAGAAGUAAUUAUAAGUACCUAUUCGUAGUACUCUGUUUAGUUAUUUCUCGGUAGGAUAGGAAGAACAUAGACACAGUGCGCUAUUCUAUGAUUUGACGUUCGAUUAUUCGUCGUGUCAUGUGAUGAAAUAUCUUUUAAUUACAGACGAACUUAAAGAAAACUUGCGACAGAAUUUACAAACGAUGAUUGUUGAAUGAUAUUUUUUCUUUUUAAAAUCUUCAUUCUUCGUUGCGUUCUACGAAUGUCAUGUAUACAUACACUCGUUGUCGCAAGUCAAAUUAUAUUUUCCGGUAGCUUCUCGCAGCUGACAAUUUUUAUUAUUUUAACAUUUUAUUUUUCAUCUUUUUUAUAUUAACAAUAAUAAUAAUAAUUAUUAUAAUUAUAAUUAUAUAUUAUAUAAUAAUAAUUAUUAUUAUUAUAAUUAUUAUUACUAUUAUUAUUAUUUUUUUUUUAUAUCUAUUGACAUUGAUUUUUCCGUAAUGCUAACGUUUCGCGUUUCUACGUUUCUUUUUUUUUUUAACGCGCAAUACAAUGGUCAUAAAGGUAUGACCUGAAUCAUUUUAUCGAACACAGUACCUUCCUAACAGUACUAUAUUAUUAGUUACUCCUAUCCUAAUUACCUCGAAUCUUGAUGGAUAUUGCGGAUAUCCAAGUACGUAAAUCGCAUCGACUUUGAUGUUAAGAAAAAGAAAAGGAAGAAAGAAAGAAAAAAAAAGAUGCAGAAAUGAAUAAGAAUUAUUCGACAAUGUUUAGACGGGUUGUUGUAGAGUACGUUGUUGACAGGAUGAAUAUAAAUAGUCCGAGCAGAUCGACGAUCACUUAAUAAUGAAAGGCGCUAUCUUACUGUGAUGCUGAAUAUAUACUAUAUAUAAAUAUAUAUAUAAAUAUAAAUAUAUAUAUAUAUAAUUAUACAAUUAAUAAUCAUAAUAACUAACAAGCAGCCUGACAAUUGCAGAAUUUGUUCUCCCUCGUCGAGAAAAAGAAAUUCUCUUUGCGUCGCGCUGAUCUAUUAAAACGAGAUAAGAAAAAAAAGCAACAAGCUAAUAAUUAAUGAAAUAAUUAGAAACGAUUACAUAAUGUAAUUAUUACGAAAAUGAUGAGAUAUCUAUAUUCGACGUGAUAUCAAUUAUAUCGGCCGUCGAUUAUCUGCCGUGCUUGCUGCAGUUAAAAUCGAUUUUUUCGGAAACAUAUAUAUAUAUAUAAUAUGUGCGUAUUUUUUUAUAUAUAUCUCUCUUUUAUUAUUUUUUCUUUUCACAAUGGAACGUAUUACAUAUACGUAUAUAUGUAUAUAUUUAUUAUUCUCGCCGCAUAAUUCAUGAUCUUUUUUUAGCAGGCGAGGCACGUCAGAAUCAGCGGCAUGUUUUUCUCUGACAUUGUAUCGACGCAUUUCUCUUAGCGUUUAUCGAAAGUUAACGGAAAUAAAACAGAAUAAAAAAAAUAAUAAAAAAGAAAAAAAAUAAGAAAAAUCGCCAUGGAGAGUAACGUGCGCGUUACGAUUUAAAAAGAAAAAAUUUAUAUGUUAGUUAUCGCACGCUCGUAUAUGUAUAUGAAUAUGUUAUGUAUGUAUAUGCGUGUACGAGGGAGUGAUCGCUUUUUCUUUCAAUUUCUUUUUGUUGUGUGUGUGCGUGCGUGUGUGUGUAUGUAUGUAUGUAUGUAUGUGUGUGUGUGCGUGCGUGCGCGCAUGAUGUGUGAUCUAUUUGGCCGAUGCAAGUUUGAAUUUUUCACUUUAUUUGUCAGCAAUUGAAGAAAAACGAAACAAAAAGAAAAGAAAAGGAUAUUGUUCGUUUUAUCUCGAAACUAUCGAUGAAUUGUAUUUUUUAUAAAUCGCGUAAAAUUCGUUUCAUCGUAGAAUCUCUUUCAUCGAAAAUAAAAAAAUGAGGGAAAAGGAGAAGAAAAAUGAUGAAAAAAAACGAGAUGAAAAAGAAGAAGAAGAGAGAUAUGAUAAACGAAUUGUAAAUCUUCUCUGCGCCGUUUGCUAAUAAUGCGUAUGCGUAUCCAGUAUUUUUUAUUUUUAUUUUUUUUUCUCUCGAUGAUAUAAAAGGAGCGGUUUUAAAGACUACAGGGAUUAUUAUGCAUAAUUAUAGGAAUAGUAAGAGAAGAAUUAUGGUGCAACAGAACAGUAUUUUUAUAUUAGCGGGGGCGCGGAAUUGUCCUCUUCUCAUCUUAUUAUUGGUAAUAUUUGAACGUAGAGUCAGAUGAUCAUUGCGCGACGUUUUUUUAUUGAUGUACGUAGGUAUUGGAGUUGUGCGUUAAAAAAAAGAAAGAAAAAUUUGAAAAAGAAAAGCAAAAAUCGCACCCGAAUAUCUUUUCAUUGCGAUGCGCGAGUCAGCGCUAAAUGAUGAUGAUGAUGAUGAUGAUGAUGAUGAUGAUGAUGAUGUGAUGAUAAUGAUAAUGAUAAUGAUAAUGAUGAUGAUGAUGGUGAUGAUGAUGAUAAUGAUGAUUUAUUGAUAAAUUAUUGAUAAAUUAUUGAUAAAUUAAUUCUUAAGAAAAGUUCGUAACACAGUUCGUAAAUCUUUCUAAAACUAUUAUAUGUAUAUUAUCGAGCAUUUCGAUUACAGAUGAAUUAAUAUUAUUCGCUCAAUUAUAAAUCUCGAGGAAAGGAAGGAUAAGAAGGAGUGUCCUUGAUAAUACGCGCACGAAGGAUGGAUUAUAAAUGAAAAAGAAAAAAUAGGGGGAAAAAAAAGAAGAAGAAAGAGAUCUUCGAUCAUUAUCUUCUCGCUCUCUCGAAAGAAAACAGAAAUAAAGAAUAGUCACGGACUAAUUAAUUUUCGCAUAAUGCUCUUAAUUUUCGAUUCUCGUUCGGAGAAAACAGUAACAAAGCCUUUCGAAAAUGUGUUAUUUGAAAUUAAGGAAAACAAAAUAAUCACUAGCACAUAAAAAAAGAACACACUAUUUACAUACACGACACUGUAAACACGUUAGAAUUACUCUCUAUUUCCCCCCCUCUCCCUCCCCUCUCCCUCCCCUUCUUUCUCCCUCCCCUCCUUUCCUCCAUCUUUGUCUUUCUCUCUAUAUUUUUCAAGCAAUGAUGAUUAACUAUCUUAUUCCAUAUGUAUUACAAUGUUAUUGCAACAAGCACAAGGUAGACCAUUUUUCAUUGUCGAUCUUCGUCUAAUCUUUAUGUAUCUCGAUCUUCUUUUUUUAAAUGCACACACACACAUAUUCACGAUGCUGUCUUGCCUUUAAGUUUUAUCUUGACUUGGAAUCAUAGUUCGUAAGGUAGGUUUGCCAUGUGCACUAAAAAAACAAAAAAAAAAGAAAAAAAAAAAGAAAAAAGAGAAAAAAGAGAAAAGGAAAAAAAAAGAAUAAUUAAAUAAUAAAAAAGAGAAAAGUACGAGAAGUGAUCGUUCUCUUUCCAUUGUCUGUAUGAAAAAAAAAAUAAAGUAGAGGAAUAAUAAUUUAAAAAAAGAAGAAUAAAAAAACGGAAAAGAAAUAGUUAUAACAGAACAAUUCAUAUCGGACGAUCGAGUAUCCGUUAUCAUAGACAAAAUUUUACUUACCAUAGUAGUGCCAUAACGAAACGAUUAUAUACUUCGAACGCGUUUAUAGUUGUUGGUUGUACAUAGAUACAUAUACGUAUCGUACAAAAUUUUCUCAGCGAAAUAGUUUUUUGUUUUAACACUGUAGGUUAUUUCAACACCGCCAUUAUUUUUUAGCGCACAAAUAUAUCAAGAUUUAUUUAACCCUCUAUAACGCACUGUGAUCAUGUGUCUGUAUUGUAUUCUUUUUUCUUUCUUCUCUUUCUUUUUUUGUAUUCUCAGAUCUUAUUUUACAAUUAUUAAACUGUUUGUAAAACUAAUUAUUAAACUGUUGUAACAGACGAAAAUGCAACGAAAGAUUUCCUUACUAAUGAAAUAUGCAAUUAUUAACAUUGACAUCGAUCAUUUAUAUGUAUACAAUAUUAAACGUUUGCCAACGGUGCUCUUAAAUAAUUUACAUUCUAAUUAGUUAUAGAGGGUUAAAGUAAUAUAUUGAACUGAUCCAUCCAUCGUUGUUGUGUUGUAUCACCAUGCUCGAUCAAUCGACAAUGAAUAAUUUUUUAUUAUGCAAUUGUGCGUGAUCUCGAGGACUCGGAUAGAUUUAUGCAUAUGAUAAACAAAAUGGAGAACAAAAUAAGAAAAAGAGAAAUAGUCGUCUCUAAGGCUUCCUGCAUAAGAACUCUUAUCUCAUUAUGUUUCUCAGCUAUAUUGUAUUCUAUUUUUUCUUAUUUAAUUAUAUAACCAUCGGUCAGUCUUAUCGAUAUGUAAAUGAAAAAGAACGUUAUGCAAUUCCGAUGUCGACAGAGCCUAUGAAUAUUUUUGCUUCGAAUAUUAUAUAUAUAUACAUAUAUAUACAUAUAUAUAUAUAUAUAUAUAUAUAUAUAUAUAUAUAUAUAUAUGUAUAUAUAUAAACGAAGAAAUUUGAAAAGAAAAAUGUAUCCUAGUUCCAAGAGAUAUUUACUGUCGACGAUUAUUAACUCUCAAUGUAGAAGUUUAUUAACCGAUGAAAGAUUAUCGUCCACUUCCACGGGAAUCUAUUAACAAGAUAUAUAUAAAUAUAAAUAUAAAUAUAUAUAUAUAUAUAUAUAUAUAUAUAUAUAUAUACAUGUAUGUAUUAAAAAAAAAUGCUAUUGUAAUAUAAUUAAGUCUAAAACACGAUUAUACGUAUUAUCUGACCAUACUUGGCGAAUGCAUAUAGAUAUGUAAAGAAAAAAAGAGAAAGAAAUACACAGAUACACGCGCAUACAUACACGUAUACAUAUACUUUCGCAUGUACUUAAAAACAAAAAAAAAGAUUGUGAAAGAUUUCGUUAAUGCUUUCGAACGGAUUUAUUUGAAAUGUAUCAAAUAUAUUGGCGAUACUUAAACUAUGAAAAACAAAUGGGAAAGGGAGGUGUGCGAGAUACUGAUUCGAAGGAAAAUACAAAAAAUUUAUAAAUUUAAGGAAAAAUGAAAGAAACAAAAAAAUAUAUAAAUAAACGAAAACGUUCAAAGCAUACGAACGAAGCUCGAAUUCGAUAUUAAUAUUGGAAACAGUAUUUUGCGUGCUUACUAAUCGCAUUAGAUAUAAAUAAUUCGCGAAAGCAUUUUUAUGUUUGAUUUAUCAAAAAUUACAACAUAUAUCUUGUAUAUUCUUAAAACCAAGGGGAAGAGAUAAGAAACAAAAAAUUAAAAUAAAAAUAACAAUAAUAAAAUAAAACGGGGGGACAAAGGAGAUCGAAAUAAUUAUUAUAUUCUCCAUGUUUAAAGAUUUAAUAUUUAUCGUCAUCGAAUCGGAAUAUCGCACGAGAAUGACUUUUCUGAUUUUCUCUCUCUUUCUCUCUCCCUCUCUCGUCUCCUCUUUCUCUUUCUCUUUCGACAAUCUUACGAUUGUCGACAAAAAUUAAUAGAUGUUAUCUUUAAGAGUGUCAUUUGAAAAUGAUAAGAUCAAAAGAAAGAAAUAAAAAAGAGAGAAGAGUACACAUUAUUAAUAUGAUAUUAUAUUACUCACCUCGAUAUUCCGUGUUGGUACAUACAUACAGGACGAAUCAGAAAAAUGUAAACGCAGCUAUUGUUGACUGAUAGAACAGUGAGUUUUAAAAGGCAUCGUAGAAAUGUCUUGUUUUUUUCUGUGGAUUACAAUAAACUAUUUUAUUCUAA